UUGAUCAUGCAUCACGUCUAGUUUAAGUAACUUAUCGCAAAACAGCGCCAAUAAAACUUGCAAUUUAAACCGCAAGUAUCGUUUUCUAUCAUUUUAUCAGAGGUCAGGUAUCCAGAGGGUUAAAUUUUGAAUUUACAAUAGUGUGUAGACAUCUACUGGAGAUGUCGCUGUCCGGCCAAUCGUGUGCGACCGAGACCAAGCCACCUUCCUCCGCCUUGUUUUCCUGUCGAGCCCUAAGGAAUAGCAACGCAAACAGCCGUACAAUCAUUAACAAAAGAUAAAACCCAAAUCCCGGAUCGCGGUGCUGGGAAGCGCAGCUGGAGCGCCUGGCGUGUGGUCUCAAGUACAGGCUUCCCCAAAGAACUGGCCAGCAUGGAUUGAGUGAGAUUGCCUCCUGAAGACUGGCAUAUAUGUGAAGGUGCCAUUUACCUUCAGAUAUGGAAUGUGGUUCCUACGUGGGAAUUAUGGGAAGAGAUCUGAUGCACCUGUGUGACUGACACGUAUGCCGGACUGAUUCCUGCAACAUGAAUCCGGGAAGUCAACACCAAGAUGUUUUCAUUUCGUUUGUGGAGAGCGGCUGGAAGAAGCACAGCAAAGCACCUCCCCAUUCACUGGAACUGAAGUUUAAAACUUCAGACAAACAUUACUGUGACAAAUGUCGCUUUUCAUCUAGAGAUGGUGUGCAGUUCCAGAAGCAUAUGUCCCAACACGCAGAAAUGACUUUUUCCUGUUCUUACUGCAGCCACGUUUCCUACACGAAAGGUGAAUCUCAGCGUCAUCUCGUCCAGCACACGGGCAUCUUUCCCUUUAAGUGCCAAUUCUGUGAGUAUGGAGCGAUAAGGAAUGACUACAUAGUUAAACAUACGGAGAGGGUUCACAGCAUCAUGGUAGAAAGGGCACGCAAAGUGAAAAGGAAACAAUUCACUGUAAAAAAUGGUCCUCGGGUCCCAUCAGCAUUGCACUCUUCUGUGACACGUACGCCGGGGACCACAGUGGCUAGUGUGCCACCUACUGGUACAGAUGGUAAUUCUAAUAAGGUGAUUACUAAGGAAAAGCUGGACAGUGCUAACAGUUUAGCUAAAGUACAGGUGGAGCUCUUAGCACCUCUGAAUGAACCCAUUCAACCAGACCGGCCUCUCACUGUCACUUACCCUCCAGAGCUGUCCAUCCCACCUGGUUGCUUUCUUGAACUUGUGGAAGUGAAAACUGUGAAUGGGACUAAGGAACUGGAGCUUAAGUUAGUCUCACAGCAGUCUAUCGAAGGAGAAAGACCAGAGAAAAGUCUGGCAGGUCGAACUGGAGAAUGUAUGGGAGAAAAUGAAAAUGUUAAUAUGGCUAAAGCAUCCUACAACUGCAAUCUUAUUUCGCAGUGUGAGAAAACCGUGGUCUCCAGCCCAUCUGUGUCAAAACAGGACAUGCAGCAGCAUAGCAACUUCUCACUGAUUAAGAACUUAUUAGCUGCACCACCUGCUGGUGACCUGAAAUUGAGGCAAAACUCAAAGGAGACACUAAUGACAUUGAAAGAGGAGCCUGAAGAAUGCGAAAUUGAGCUUGGAGACAAAAUUCAGCUUGGAGCCCCAACCAACAAAGGCCAAAUGGUAAUGGGUGAAAGGCAAGAACAGGGCAAGAAGCUGCUUAUCAAUCUCAAGGACUCUUUUGUGGCGUCACAGACUAGAGUUACUCCUGAGUGUGUCAGCCAGCAAGAGUCCAGUUCUAAAAGACCCUUAGAGGUAUCUCUGGUCAAAGAACUUGUUUCUUCUUCAUGUGAGAAACACACAAAGACUGGUUCCGCACAGAUCCAAACAGCGAACAGUAACAGCUGUCCCUUAAAGGCUCCGACCAUUUUGAAAUGUGAAAAUUGUCCCGUUGAUUCAAUGCCUGUUAUUAGGCCCAGUGCUGAGACGCCUGAUGGAGAUGUGCAUGCUGGUGACCUGCAAUCUGGGGAAUUGCCCAUUAUUUCAUCAGUGUUUUCCCUGCACCGGGGGCCCAAGGAUAUUCCUGCAUGUGUUGGCUGGGAAGCCACCAGGAAACGACAGCUUCAGUCGGUUCCAGUGCCACCUUCUUUGGAAGGCCAGAGUGCUGCUGGGACUGAGCCCCCUGCUGUACAAGAACCAGGGAUUACAGUGACUUCAAGUGCCAGCACAGUGUUAGUUCCUAGUUUUAGUGUUAGUACCAGUACUAGCAGCGCACAAGAAUGUACUAAAUAUGAUCCUGAAAUAGACUCCCAAAAAAACGGAACUCCUGAGAUUUCACAAAUCCCCCUGCCAGAAAAUCAGUCAUCGAGCCAAAAGGUUGCAGUGUUGGAACAGAGCAAAAACCAUCUUAACAAAAUUCCUGCAGAUAUAACUGCUAUAGUCAAUAGCCCUGAAAACCAAAAAAGUGCUGAAGGCUCUCAGCCUACGUUUAUUCCCGAGGGCACCAUGCUUAAAAUCUCAAGCUGCCUGUCGAAGUCCUCAGAGCAUCAGAGCUCUCAUGCCAGAGCUGCUGAGAAUUCUGUCUUCAGUGAGAACUGGGUGCCCAGGACAGUCCUUUCCAGUGACGCCAGCAAGCACAACAUUUCCAGUACAAAUAUGUCCGCUCCGUGCAAAGGGCUCAAGCUCUCAUUGAAGCGGAGGAGAUCUGGUGCGGAGAACGAGGGAAUGGAUGGACACUGGGUUCAGCAGGAUACACAGUAUGGGGAAGAGCAGGGCCACUCGUAUAAACAGUCCAAAGAAAAAAAGAAGAGUAAGAAAGAGAAGAAGUCUUCAAAAUUGAAGGUCUUGUUGGAAAAGUCUGGGACUAGCGAAGGGGACCUGAGCAGACAGUGGUUAAUUCCACUCAAAGAGGAUCAGCUAGUUACAUCCCCAGCCCCAAAUCAACCAGUUGUCAUUCUAAACCACCCCAGACCCCGUGCGUCGACCGUCCACCCAAGGGUGAUCCCCAAGCAUGUGUGGAACACCGAUCGAGAUGUGCCUUUUGAUACAGUAGAGAGCUUGUUAAAAAUGAAGCUAAAGAAAGUGAAUCGAAAUAAAUACCAGGUGGUGGGAUUUGUUUAUAGGGACCCGACAAGGAUGAUAAUAUGCUAGCAUUGUGAAACUGACUGGUAUAGCUAUAACUGCUGGAAUGUUAACGCUACUAACACUAAAACUGUGUUAAGUCAUUUAAAAAAAAAAGUGAGCUACUGUAUUAACUAGGGAUGCUCAUUUCGAUUAAUUUUCCCAACCGACAACCGCCGUUCGUUAACCGAACAUUAACCGUUAACUGAUUAGAUUAGAAUAU
Molecule: messenger RNA, 3258 nt
Organism: Paramormyrops kingsleyae
Lineage: Eukaryota; Metazoa; Chordata; Actinopteri; Osteoglossiformes; Mormyridae
Gene: znf518b
Product: zinc finger protein 518B
Biological process (GO): regulation of gene expression
Cellular component (GO): nucleus
Source: RefSeq, a predicted model, not a curated record